Molecule: messenger RNA, 360 nt
Organism: Rodentolepis nana
Lineage: Eukaryota; Metazoa; Platyhelminthes; Cestoda; Cyclophyllidea; Hymenolepididae
Source: the annotation of a GenBank genome assembly
AUGAAAGAGAGUUAUUACCUCUUCACAAGCACACAACCGAAGUCUGGAAAUCUCAAAUCAGACAUUACUGAUAUGGUAAUCUGGGUGUUUGUUGAGAAAUCCUGCGAAGCCCAGCUGGCUGUUACUCCAAGUGGACAAAUUCAAACAUUUGCACCAUCGGGUCUAGAGUUAGGUCGAUUCUUUGCUGAAGAUCUGGACCGGGACGGAAGUAGUGCUGUAAAAAAAGGAACUCUUUUGGCUUUUCUCUACUGUGUCUUGAGCCCUAAACCGGCUUUUAUCCCAAAUGACCUACCCCUCCUCCUCCCUCUCCCCAUCCUGUUCAGAUGCAGCACGCAAUACAAACUUUACCUCCCAAAUUGA